Molecule: messenger RNA, 897 nt
Organism: Olea europaea var. sylvestris
Lineage: Eukaryota; Viridiplantae; Streptophyta; Magnoliopsida; Lamiales; Oleaceae
Exons: 2
Coding region: 1-897 (298 amino acids)
Source: RefSeq, a predicted model, not a curated record
AUGAAUAUACCAUUUGUGGAUGUAUUUGCACAAAUGCCUAGCUAUGCAAAAUUUAUGAAAAAAAUACUCACAAAUAAGAAGAAGUUGGAGGAUUUGGGGACAUUGAUGCUGAAUGAAGAAUGCAGUGCCAUCUUACAGAAUGAAGUGCCACCUAAACUAAAGGACCCAGUGAGUUUUACUAUCUCUUGCACUAUUGGUAACAUGAAAUUUGAUAAAGUUCUCUGUGAUUUAGGUGCUAGUAUUAAGCUCAUGCCUUAUUCUAUUUUUAGAAAAUUGAACUUGGGAGAGGUGAAGGCAACAUCGAUCUCAUUGCAGUUGGCAGAUAGGUCCAUAAAAUUUCUCAUGGGAAUUAUUGAAGACAUAUUGGUCAAGGUUACAUUCAAUGUUUUCAGUGCUAUUAAGUAUCCUAUAGAAUCAGAUAGUUGUCUGCGCAUUGAUAUGGUGGAUUUGACUGUGGAAGAGACUUUCAUUCUUGAGCAUCCUCAAGACCACUUGGAGAAUCUUCUUGUGUACUCACGAGAUAAAACGUCAACGAUUGAAGAAGUAAGUCAGAUUGCAUACAUUAUGAAAUCGGCUCCACCCAUCAGGAGAAUACAGUUUGAGGAACUUGGUUCAGGACCAAGUAAACCACUGCCUUCUGUUCAGAAAGUACCAAUUCUUGAGCUCAAGCAAUUGCCAUCACAUCUGAGGUAUGCAUAUUUAGGAGAGUCGUCUACACUCGCUGUGAUUAUUGCAAACGAGAUGACAGAGUUGGAAGAGCAGAGAUUACUAAGGGUCUUGACGGAAUACAAAAUAGCCAUUGGGUGGUCUAUAGCAAACAUAAGAGGAAUUAGUCCAUCGAUAUGCAUGCACAAAAUCUUGAUGGAAGAAGAGUAUAAGCCAAUAGUGGAAAAUUAG